CGUAACCUAAACAUGCGCUAUUAAUGGACCUAAAUAAUAGUUCGUGUACAUAUACGGUGACAUGAAUAUGUUAACUGAAGCGUUCUAGCAGCGUUUCAGGAACUCCUAAUAGCCGCGUCAUCAAAUAUCGAAAUUAGGAAACCCUAAAAUGAAGGGAUUAGGAGCAUAUAUCAUCGUACUAUUUUGUGCGAAUUUCGCACAGAAGAUAUUUGCAUUCACAGCAGAAUGUGACCUAGGAAUACUCCAUCACCAACCUGCGCUAUUCAACUCACCACGAGAUGUAGUAGUCGAUCUGUUAGACCUCAAGCCCGCAGAUUACCUCAAGGGUGUAUCCGUAACGAGACAUGGUGAUAACAUGGUAUUAUAUGGGUUUGAUGACGCAAAAUUGCGCGGAACAUCCAUUACCCUGAUCAUGGGAAACCAAAGACUGUACGUCAUGCCACAAGCACAUAAUCUGCAGGUAAAAUGGAGUGAAAACAUGACGACAACAGAAAUAAUAAUAACCUAUGAAAUUGGAGGUAGUACAUUUAAAAGAUACUACCAUGAAGAGCCAUUCUCUACCAUCUCCAGUUUCUUCUGGUCACGCAUGUUCUCACCAGAUACAGCUGUACUGAAAAUAAAGGCUCCAAGCAAAACUAAAGCCACAGGGCAAAGUGGCGCAACAACAAACGCAAAUGCACAAUAUGAAACUCCACUGGAUUACGCCAACGCGUUCAUACAACAAUGGAAUGAAGCACUGGAGUCAUUCUGGUCCAUGGUAAUACCGACCAAUGAACACAGGCGUCGUGAAGCGUCUGCCGAGGACUCUGAUGAUGAAGGAAGCGGGUCAUGUGAACCAACGUCUGUCGUAGAAUUGUCAGACGCAACCACAUAUGCCCGAAUUGCCAAAUCACAAUCCUGGAGACGUAUGAAGGUCGAUAAACUAAUGUGUGUGACGUUCGAUAACAUAGAAGCCAGGUGGAAUGGAAUGCUAUUCCAUAAAAUCAAAAUACCAGUGCCCAGGCAAUCCACAGAGUUCACAGUGUGUUUCGAUGCAGGAGAAAAACAAACUAAGAUCGUAAUUGUAUCAGCAUUGGUAGACGGUGUAUGGGUUGAGUCAUACUAUGCUGUACAGGGAGUUGGAACCGAAGAAGUGCAACUGAGACUAGUAGAUGCAGAGGAACACUUUGCAUACUACCCAGGAUUGCCCAGCAGAGAUAGAGCAGGAGAGUGCGUACACGGAGGAGAAGGAUUCACACUGCAUAUUAACUCACAAUUGGGAAAAGACUCACCACUAGAAAAAUAUGAAAAUAGAGCUACUAAAGUAUUCAGAUACAAAGAAGGAGAAGAUGUGGAAUGCAACUGUGCCACCUAUGUGGAGGGAGUUAGGUUCGGAGAUAUAGAACACUCUAUACCCAAGAAUAGGUCUUUUGUACUGCUAGUAGUCUCCAACCCUUGCGUAGCAAACCAUUACGUUACACUGGUCACACGCAAUGGAAAUAGCUACAGUAUCGACAGGUGGAACAGCGCUACGGGUAAUGAAUACAGGCCAGUUAAACUCAAAGAUACCCAGAUGGUGGCACAAGCAUUAUCCGAAAUAUCAUACGUGUUCAUGAACAGAAAUCAACAUGGACGCCUGGAUAUCGGACAGUUCAAUACGCAAUCCAUCAAUGGAGAUAUCAUAUGCCUACCCGAAAGCGAUGACAAACAAAAGAAUGCAGGAAAAAUAUGUAAACCACUGGAGGAACUGCCUAAUACAGAAAUUAUACUGAAAAGACCACAAAUGUUGGUACUCAAAUAUAAAGCAAGUGCACCAAAGGGAUUCCUAAUCAUUGGAUCAUCUAUUAUCGAACUGGAUAACAAAAAUGCAGGAAAUGAUAUCGACAUCUACCUUGAUAAGUCAGGAGAUAAACCAAUGACCGUUCUGCUCUCAGACGGUUCUAACGUGAAGGCCUUGAGGGAAACAACCAAAGGAUCGCUCGAGUUCACAGAAACCACAAAUAACAUUAUCAAUGUACAAGAUGGAGCUAGAUUAAUAGAUGUUGAUCUAGAAGAACCAGAUAUAUCGUCACUGGGACUCAAGUGGGAUCGCAACUUUGUAGAAAAUGUAUACGUUAUGAAGCCCAUUGAACACCCAGAUGUAGCCAUAGGGUCCGUGCUGUUCAAGAACUGCAGAGUGUUACCGAAAAUUGGUGCGGGAUUCACAUUUGUAAUUGCACCCACCAGCAAAAAACCACCUGUGGCGGUUAUUUUCGCACCCAAGAGUGAACACAAGCAUGCUGCUAUAAUGGUUAGACGUAUAACCAUCAACGGAGAAGCCGGAUGCGCAGUAGAAGCACUCGCAUACCAACCAUCGCCAUUCGGUGCAGAAGACCUACAAAGAGCAAACUUCGACACACUAUUCAGAGCAAAAGAAUAACUAU
Babesia bovis T2Bo is the source of this 2402-nucleotide messenger RNA. RefSeq lists its product as uncharacterized. The coding region runs from base 149 to 2398 and encodes 749 amino acids. The record is from RefSeq and is a predicted model, not a curated record. The transcript has a single exon. Lineage: Eukaryota; Apicomplexa; Aconoidasida; Piroplasmida; Babesiidae.